Molecule: messenger RNA, 3267 nt
Organism: Drosophila kikkawai
Lineage: Eukaryota; Metazoa; Arthropoda; Insecta; Diptera; Drosophilidae
Biological process (GO): cilium assembly
Cellular component (GO): cilium; microtubule
Molecular function (GO): microtubule binding
Source: RefSeq, a predicted model, not a curated record
AUGAUUACGGGACCGGAGGCCAGGCAAACGCACAGGUUGUUGGACUUGAAGAAGCAGCAAUGGGCCAAGGAGAGAGAGGAAAUCGCUCGCAUGGAUGAGAUGUACCAUCACCAGCACACCUCGCACCACAAGAUCGAGCGCACCUCCAUUCGCACCUACUACUCGAAUCUGGAUCUCAGCCAGAGUUCCACCUCCAACCAGACGUCCAGUCACUCGCGUCGGGCUCCUCAGCAGGACAUGCAAUUGAUUAUCCGCCCGCAGGACUACAGGAAGGGCAGCCAGGCCUAUAUGAACCAAUUGGAGCGGUAUAUCGAGGACCUGGACGUGGACGCCGAUGCGGAUUUCGAGGACGAGGACGAGUCCAUGUAUCGACGAACCAGAAGGGGCAGCUAUGCCCCCGGUAUGACCUCCCGCCAGAUGCAGAACCCUGCUCGCUACAUGGACUUGGUUCCAACAUCCCUGCAAACGGCCAAGGGCAGAAUGCAGCAUUCGCGACAAGGACAGCAGCAGCAGUUGCACCAGCAACUUUUAAUGCAACAGCAGCAGCAACAGCAACAUCUACAACAACACCAGCAGCAGCAGCGCCUGCGGAGCCCCAGUUUGCCAGCAAUUCGUCAGAGGGUGAGGCACCAGGAAAAACCAGGAGCAGCAGGAGUAGCAGCAGGAGCAGCAGCAGAAAAGUCAACUGACAUUGAUCCCGGCAACGGGGGGCCGCAUCGAUUAAACAACAACAAUCCCCCGGCGGCUGCCGGUUGCCAGGAGGAGGACACUUCCGGCUAUCUGAGCGAUACACCCAAGAAUCCCCACACUCCGGACAUUUGGUUCAACGACGGCGCCAGCCAAAUCGAGAGCAUUAGUGGGGUGGGCAGUGCCAGUGUCCUGGACGGAGUCCCGGGCGUAGUCUUGGGCCCCGUGGGUGGGGGUGCGGCUGGAUGCCGACGCCUCCGCCGAUCGAUACAGGCAGGCACUGCAGCUGCACCUAUUCCAGGCCCGAUUCCCAACCUCCUUCCCCAUCCCCUGCCACCCCCUGGAAAUCCACUGAGCAAGGCGUACACCAUCAAGGGACGACGUGUGCCAGGGCAGGGUUACGAGCCGUUGGCUGCCGACGGCUACAUGGCCGAUGGAUACUGCUACAUGCCUGCUCCUCCCAGCUCCUCGAACAUGAGUCUCAGCCGCGAUGUAUCCACUUCAAACACCUACCAGGUGCACAUUGGCAAUCCGGAGCACGGCGACUUCUAUGUCCACGAGCAGCACGAAAGGGAGCGUGCUCGCUGGGCCAACUUUAACGGCGGACAUGCGGCAUCUCAGCAGGCACCGAGUUGGCUCAAUCGCAGCAUGCACGAUACCAAGGACAGCGAGGACGAUGUCCAGUCCAUGCAAUCCUCCUCCACAUAUCUACGGGGUCAGAAUGCCCCACUGGAUGCCCACACGCUGGCCGAGAGGAUGGACAAGCGGCGCAAGGCUGCUGAGUAUCACAAUGCCAUCAAGCAGCAACUCCAUGAGCGGGAAUUGAUCCGUAAGUGGGAACUGGAGCGCCACCGGCAGGAGGAGGCCAUCGAAGAGGAGCGUUUGCGCAGGCAGAAGCACUUGGAGCAGGAGCGAUUGGAGUUCGAGCGGAGAACUCUCCUCGAACGAGAGGAGGCCCAGCAAAAGAAGCAGCAGGUUAUGCUGGAUGCCAUCCAAAAGGCUGAGGUGGCUGCCAGGAUGGAGAAGCAAAAAAAGCGAAUGGACCGGCAGACGUCCAAGAUAUCCCAGGACACUGAGGGCGAGGAAUCGGAGCUACUACGCGUUCAGUCCGUGGAGGAGGAGGAAGAGGAUGAGCCAGUGGCCAAGGGAAAGCAAGAACCUUGCCCGGCAGAGGAGACCUCCAACACCCCUCGAGGUCCACCCCCAGUAGUCACCGAGGAGAAGGUCCUGAUAGGCACACCCAUCAAUCUGCGACGCACCAUCACCAAGCCCAUCAAACAGCCCACGGAACCCAAGAAGGAGGAGCCGAAGGGACCCAGACAGGCCUCUUUUCUCGGUGAAGACAAGGAGAACAUGGCCCUAUUGAUGCAACCAGCUACCCUAAUCCCAUUGCCCGUCACGAGUGACAUUUUUGGGCUGCAAAACGCCAUUGGCAACCUCCAAAUAGCCACUUACUUUGUGCAGCAGCCCAUGCAGAAGCCCCCACAGACCGCCUGCUCCUAUUCGAAAGCCACGAUGACCCAUCGCACAGACACCUCGAUAUACACAGAGGACGGCUAUCAGGCGGAGAAGGAGGAGGAGGAGGAACCCCUGGAGACGGCGAGGUCCGGCAGAACCGACUUGGUGACCGCCAGUGGCUGCUUCUCGCCCGACUCCCUGGAGGUGGAUGUGGCUCCUGUUUCAAUACCCGAACAGGAUAAACUGGCCUUGAUUCCCCUAAAGACCCCGCUGCAUUUGGGCGACCCAAACAACGCGGCUGAGCGAGAUGAGCUCAACCAGGAACUGGGCCAGCAGGCCGAUGUGGAGACCCAGACAGAGCUGCCCUUAAACUGCGACCUCUGCCUUUUCCACGAUAAUUUCUACAAGGUCCUGCUCAAGCGAGAGGUGUCCACUACGACCACCACACAGACCUCCAAGAGCCAGACCCAGCCCGCUAAGGAAUCCACUGCUGAAAAGGACCACGAGACCACAACAACGACCACCACGACCACGACUACCACAUUCAAGGCCAAGAGCAAGGACAAGGACAAAGACAAGAGCCUGAAGAAGAGCCUGGGCAAGGAAAAGGACGCCAACAAGAUGGACGAUCGCCCCAAGUGGGGCGUCAAUCGUCCCGUGGUUCAGUAUGUCAAGGCCAGCGAUCGGGAUCCCUUCUGCCUCCGCAAAAAGAAAAACCAUCCCAGCACGGCCAAGCCUCCGCGCUCCCAGUCCAUGGACUCCCGCCUGGACAGUGUGGCGGUUUUACCAGAAGAUCAGUUGAUCAACCUCGCCGGCGGACCUCCGUCGGCAGCUGGGGAACAGGAGGAGGAGGGAUUCCUGCUGAAGGCCCGUAAUGUUUGCACUGAAAUCCUACCCAUUAAGACCGACGAGAAGGGUCGCAUUUUCCUCAACUUCCGCGAGGCCAGCGCCAUCAUGAACGAGGACGAGAUCAAGGACAAGCUGCGCCAGAAGUACUUUAACUUUGGCAGAAUCCUGCCACGCCGCAGUUGGGCCUCAGCCACUCAGCAUGCACUGCCCUUCAGCGCAGUGACCACAGCUCCGCCCCUGCAGACCACGGUAGGCGAUCUGGCGGAUGAUUGA